AACUUCACAAACAGCACCGGAACAAGCUCGAGGAUAUCACCCACCGGUUUGAGAGCAUCAAACUCACACUCUCCGAGAAGGUUGAGUCUCUGAGAGGAGAGUGUGACGACCUACGUCAUAGGGCCAGGUCUAGUGAGGAGGCGUUGCAGAGGGAUGCUGACGUCAAAGUGCAGAUGGCUCUAGCCCCGUUCCUCAGCCUGCCCAAAGAGAUAGAGAGUCUGAAGACGGUGGUGGAGAUGAGGAACGAGGAGAUCUCCAAACUACGCAGUCGCAACAUGGACCUGGAGAAACAGCUGGAGGAGAUCCCGAUCGCCCGUGACAAGAUCAUCUCGCUGCAGCAGAAGGUGGAGAACUUGGAGGCCAUCAUCAAUAUCAAGACCGAUCACGAGAAACAACUCCACGAGAAGUGCCAGAUCCUCAUGAGGAAAUACGACAAGGAGUCUCGAGCUAACAAACGCCUCUCCAUGGAUUACGAGCAGGUCAUGUGGAGAAUGUCGCAGAGUUCCGAGUUCGGAUCCAGCGAGAGCUUGAGCAAACGCCAAGUGAGUCGCUCCCCAGCCCGCAGCGAGACCACAUCGCCGGACCCUCGGCAUCGAACCCUCUCCCCUAACUACCAUGGCCCCAACGGAGAUGUUGUCAUGAGGGUGAAGAAGAGGAGCAGCAAGAGUUUGUGCGAGACUGACCGCAAGCUCCGGUCAAGGUCGGCCACUUUCGUGGUGGAGAAAGACGAGAAACUGGUGGAGUCAAGGUCGCCUUCUUCCAGCCCACAGGUCAAGCAGAAGAGAUGGAAGAGAAUUUCGCAGGGAGAAGAAGACGCCUCAGAGAACAGCAGUGACAAUUUGGACGCAGCCAAUGAGAGAGCCAGGAUGUGUGUCUCUGCGGGGCCGGAGAUUUUGUCGCAGUACACGUCCGGUCAUCUUGGGGAUGGGGACGUCUGUGAGGAGAGCGACAUGCCAUCCUUGGGUAACACGAUGGACUCGAACCUGGCAUCUUCUGGUGAGAUGAUCAACUCCUACGCAAGGUCCAUCUCGGGCGUGAGCGACUCAGGCGUGUACGACAGCAUGACGCGCUCGGAGAUGCUUAACUCUUCCAUCGUCAGCACCGACUCGGAGUGGGUGGCCUCGGCCAACGUGUCCCAAAUGCUGGACAGCACCAACGAGGAUUUUGACGGUUCACCCGACGGCUGCUCCGAGCAGGACAGAACUGUGGUCCACAACGUCCGCUCCUACAGCCGCAGUCGCGGAGACAGCGACACGGAGGGGAGCGCGCGACACACGUAUCAGUUCCAGGUUUCGAUACCCGGCAGUACGGGAGAGCCGAGUGCGGACAACGUUUUCGAAGAUCAGGAAAGUGGGUCGCUGGGGAGCUGUAGCCUGUCAUUGGAGAACACGACCGAUGGUGCCCCCAGUGUCAGCAACUCUCGCCUGACAUCAGUGUCGGAGGACUUCAGCUGUCAUGACAUUGCCUGCGACACGACGGUGUCACUGCCGCUUGGCGGUGCGGCCCAGGAUGACAGGACUCCGUCUCGGGACGUGUCCUCGGAUAACUUGUCCGGCCUGCCGCGCUCGGAGACUGUGGUGGAGAAGUGUAUAGGGGAAAUGGGCGGCGCUCAGUGCAAUAGCUCGGGGGAGGGACGGGCCACCCAGGACGAUGUGCACCAAGAAAACUGAGGCCUCUCUUCUUCCCCUAGUUCUUGCAUUUCAUGUCGAUCUAGCUUUAUUUUCCUUCCACACAUUCGUUUCAUUGUUCAGCAUCAUGAAUUUUGGAUUAGAGAAUGAAGAAAUAGGUGUGAUUAUGCAACAUUUCGUGUGACAGUAGUUUAAUGGAAUUCAGGAGCAAUUUGUCAGGUCUUUGUCAUUUGAACUUAAUACAAUACGCACCCGUCCUUUUCUUUGCUCUUUCGCUUGAAUGUAUCCCAAAGCUGUUAGAGAAGUAAGUCACAAAAGUCUGUUGGCAAUGUUGUAGCCGCUACCAUAUCCUUAGGAAAACAUUAACUGUGGCUGUGGGUGUAUCGCUUCAAAGUCUUAGCGUAGGUUGUGUAUUCAAUCACAUAUCUGUAAAGAUCAUGCACAAUUUUAUAGAUUUUCUUGUAAGCAUUGCAUAAUAUGGUUAAACGUAUCAUGUUCAGUAAAAAAAACAACUGACAUAUUCUUUGUUUGGGAUAAAAGAGUAGAAAAACAUUACUUAGUUCCCAUGACAGUAUGUAGCAAAUGUCCAUGUACCCUUCAAGGUCAAAUGUGGGGGGUGUGUCCACUGUGCCUGGUGAUGCCGCGAUCCUGAAACCAUCCAUCCAUCCACAUCACACACCAGGUGGCAGUAGAAGCCAGUCCGCUAUAUCACAUUUUGAUGACGUGCCAUUUAGCUGUAGAACUGAAGGGCCGUGUGUAUCGAAGGUUUUAGGCGUUCCAUGCCUGAGUGGUAGUUCACCUGUAUUUUCCACACCUGUAUUUUUCAAACCUGUAUUCCAUAUGUCCCUUUCUUCAUUUCAUUGUUGAGACUUUUGACUUGAUGCAUAAUAAGCCUGCUUUACAUGAGAUUCUUUCAUUUCUCCAGACGUUGACUGUCAAGAAAAUUUUGAUAAUAUUUGUAUAUCUUCAUUUUCUCUGCAGGGGAAAACAUUUUUCAAAGGGAAUCUUUCUUAAAAAUGAAAGGCAAGGUUUGUCUCUGGUUAGACCAAGAGUAUAUGGAUAGGUUGAAGGUCUCUGAGCUGUGCCCAGUCUUAAUGUGUCUUGUGUCUUUCAGAAGGAUAUUGUGGUUGAUUUCUGAUGAACUGUCUCUUGUGUGUCGGACCACUGACGUUUGUUUCUUGCUUUUCAGGGGUUGGGGGAGGGGGGGGGAGAGAUAUGGGAUAAACCGAUUGUCUUAUUUGUGUCAGGGUACCGGUGUCUGCAGUGUCUAUUCUGUGUCAGGGUAGAGAUAGACGAAUGUUGUGCACGAAGGUACAGGCCGACGCUGAUGUUUCAGUGUUUGGUGCACAGCGAGAUUGGUAUGAAACAUUUCCCCACAAUGUGCAAUCUUUUUCCACACUGUGAUUUGCCAGUCUUUUGGGGUUCACUAAAGGAGUAGUCAACACCAAGGCAACUGUUCCUUGCAGACUUAACAGCUUUAAGAUCACUUUGUCUUUGAUGAUUAUCUAGUUUUUCAUGGACUUUUGUUCUGAAGAAAGAAAAAAAACCUAUUGUUAAGUGGAAAACUCUAUAAAAUGUUUGCUUUUCUCAUCACAAUGUUGCUGGAAGUUGAAAGGAAAGUAUCGAGUUCCUAUUUAUAACUUGCUGUAUUCAUUGAGCCAUAUUGCUCUCAUAAUGUACUGCUUUCCACUUGUAAGCGCUACAGCUAGAUCUAUAUCGUUGUCUGUUCUUUGGAUCUUUAAUGUUUUGUGUAGAAAUCUCUAGAGUGCGAUGUUUUCUCCUUGGAGAGAGAGGGAUGGUUUCCUAUUAGAGUAUGCUUCUUCUUUAUGUCGGAGAAGACAGACAAUGUCUACACAAACAACGAUGACAUGUUCUUGUCAGUUUGGCAGUUUGAUACUUUGAUCUGGGGUUGGUUUCUUUUUUUUGGUGACAAUUUCUCUUCCUGAUGGCUGUGUACUUUUACAACCCCCUUUUCUUAUAUACAACGUUCAGGAAACGUGCAGGGUUCAUAAGAUUCUACUGCUGAUGUGCAAAUGCGGAAACAACAAAACAAAGACGUUGUACAUUUUGAUCUCAGCAACUUCUCCAUAUACAUAUUAUAACUACGAGUGUUUUAUUAUUUGAACAUUUCGAGUCUCCUCAUUAUUUGCCACAUUGGUGCGCGUGGGGAAGAAUUCUUCUGACUCAUUUCAAUUUUUUAUAUUGUGGAAAAACUGUCUCAUUGUUGUAUGGGAGAUGAGUACUAUAUUGCUUUUUCCACGACAUUUCCUUCAAAAGAAAAGAAAAAAAGAA
Aplysia californica (California sea hare) is the source of this 3920-nucleotide messenger RNA. RefSeq lists its product as uncharacterized. NCBI's taxonomy places the organism in Eukaryota, Metazoa, Mollusca, Gastropoda, Aplysiida, Aplysiidae. Gene Ontology annotation, biological process: nucleotide-excision repair. Gene Ontology annotation, molecular function: DNA endonuclease activity; single-stranded DNA binding. Gene Ontology annotation, cellular component: nucleus. The record is from RefSeq and is a predicted model, not a curated record.